This is a messenger RNA of Heterocephalus glaber (naked mole-rat), 5909 nucleotides long. It is a transcript of the gene Znf831, whose product is annotated as zinc finger protein 831. The record is from RefSeq and is a predicted model, not a curated record. NCBI's taxonomy places the organism in Eukaryota, Metazoa, Chordata, Mammalia, Rodentia, Bathyergidae.
AAUGGUUUGAAACCCAGCCGCGGAGCUGCUGCCGCCCACACGCAGAGCUGCUGUGCCACUGAGCUCUCGCAGGCAAAGCCAUCUCACCAGCGUCGGCCAUUACCCCGAGCCCACACUGGGCAGGCUGCUCCCCACCCGGGCCCUGCCCCUCCGCCCCGGCACCCUGACACCCACCGCCCUCCACACACACACUUCUUUUUUUAACUCUCCAGCACUCGGUUUUCUCUAGAGGAGACAUAAAAAGAAGGCAGACAUGGGACGAGCAGGGAGAAUGCUCCUGCCUCAUCGGAGCCUCCGGCUUUCGGGAGAGAGCAGCGGCCCCCCGCUGCCUGUGGACUGACCACUCAAAGGUUGCCUGACAUCGUGGACUGUCCAGAUGAUGUGGAAUGGAGGCUCCAGAACCCACCUGCCCUGCCCCAGCUUCCAGAAACCAGCUGGUUCCCACACCUGGCCCUCCAGGGACCCCAAAUGGGCAGGCCUCUUCUCAUCUGACCCUGGGCCCUGUCAUCCUGCCUCCGGAGCAGGGCCUGCCCCCUACCAUGAUCCUGAAAGCUCUUCCCAUCCCACUGUACCAUACAGUGCCUCCUGGGGGCCUCCAGCCACGUGCCCCGCUGGUCACAGGCAGCCUGGAUGGGGGCAGCGUGCCCUUCAUCCUCAGCCCCCUGCUGCAGCCUGAAGGGCCUGGGCCCACCCAGGUGGGCAAGCCAGCUGCCACAGCCCUGACAGUGAAAAUUGUGGGCACUCUUCCAGUUCUGUCCCCGGGGCCGGGGCCCACGCUGGGCAGUGCAGGCAGGAUUCGGAAUGCUGGCAAGUACCUGUGCCCGCACUGUGGCCGUGACUGCCUGAAGCCCAGUGUUUUGGAGAAGCACAUCCGGUCCCACACGGGUGAGAGGCCCUUCCCCUGUGCCAGCUGUGGCAUUGCCUUUAAGACACAGAGCAACCUGUAUAAGCACAGGAGGACUCAGACGCAUCUCAACAACUCCCGGCUGUCCGUGGAGUCAGAGGUGGGCGGGAGUGGCAUCUUGGGGGAGCGGGACAGGGCUGGAGAGCCCUCUGCGGCAGAAGGCAGGCAGGAAAGCUGCAGCCAGAGAAUAGGCGACGGAGCUCCAGGAAGGCCUCUUUCCCCAGGUGCCCUUCUCUCCCUUGGGCUCAAGAGUCCAGAGAGGAAGGCAGAAGCUGCUCCCCGCCUCGGGCCUACACCUGCCCACAGAGAGGCCCCGACGGGCUCUGCCCCGAUGGCGUUGCCUGGGCUCCCGCUGGCCAGCACACAGCCCUGUCGGAAGCUGCCAGACCCAAAGCCAUGCUCCCUGCGGCGGCAGCAAGAGGUGUCCUCGGAGAAGCCCUGGGAUGCCAAGGCCUCUGAGGCCCAGCUGAGGAAGUGCGAGAGCACUGACUCGGGCUACCUGUCUCGCUCGGACAGCUCAGAGCAGCCGCCGCUGGCCUCCAGCCCUCUGCACAGCCUGUCGGAGCACAGCGCAGAGUCUGAGGGUGAGGGAGGCCCGGGCCUGGGAGCCGGCAGCACCAGGCCAGAGCCUGCAGCAUUAGGGGCCAGUGUGGAGCUGGAAAAGAAGCGGCUAGAGGAGCGCAUUGCUCAGCUCAUCUCUCACAACCAGGCGGUGGUGGGCGACCCCCAGCUGGAUCACGUGCGGCCCCGCAAGACCGUCCUGUCCAAGCAGGGCAGCAUCGACCUGCCCAUGCCCUACACCUACAAGGACUCCUUCCACUUUGACAUCCGGGCCCUGGAGCCGGGCCGCAGGAGGGCUGCCCUCAGCCCAGCCUGCUCCACCUUCACGGCUCUGGACAAGUCGCGGCCCCUUUUCUUCCACUCUGUGCCCACUCAGCUCUCCACCACUGUGGAAUAUGUCCCCGUCACUAGGAGCAACUCACUGCCCUUUGUUGAGGCCUCUAGCACGUGGCCAGAGCCACGAGACCUGCAGGACGCCUGUUCCAGGAUGCAGAAGCCGCUGAGCCCCAGGCUGGCCCCAGCCCGGCUGACGUUGGCGGAUGUCACCAGUGGCCACCCCCGGGCCCUGGUGAGACAGGGCGCUGUGGAGGAUGUGCCAUGUACCCCCACUGGAGAGCCUGCAGCCCCCACAGAGAACCUGGAUGGGGAGGGAGCAGCCUGCAAGGGCAGAGCGGCCAGUAAGAAGUGUGGUCGGAGGAAGCUGAAGAUGUUCUCCCAGGAGAAGUGGCAGGUGUAUGGGAAGGAGACUUUCAAGAGAAUCUACCAGAAGAUGAAAACCGGCCAUCAGGGAGCGCAGAAAGCCAGGGACGGACGAGCUGGCCAUGGGACAGAGCUGGACCCACCUCCCCAGAAAGAGGCAGCAGAGGCCAAGGGUGCAGCCCCAUCCCAUGACACUGGGAUACCCAUCCUUGGGGACAUUUCUGUGGAGGCCAAGCCAGGGUCUUGGGGAAGCCUGCCAGCUCCAGAGGGCUCCUUAGAGACUGAAUCCCCUGAACAAAGGAGGCCAGUGGCUGGAGCAGGAGGCAGUGAUCAGCUUAGGGUGGCCAGGGCGGUGUCAUCCCCGAUCCUUGGCAGCAGGGACUCCCCUGGUUCAGGUAACAGAAGCCCUCUGCUUCCUCCAAACAGGCAGCUGGAACUGAGGUGGCAGCUGUCCCCAGCGCCUGGGCCCCUCCAGAGGGGUGACGUAGGGGCCCCCAGGCUGGCUGUGUCAGGCCUCCAGCUGGAAGGAGGCCUUACUGGGUGUGAGAGGGUGAGGGAGACAUGUUCACAGUCCCCAGCUGUCCUGAGAAGGCCCGGGGGUGGCUCUGGGGAGCCCUGGCCUGUGGAAGACAAACUCCCCUCAGAAAGGAAGAAGCUGAAGGUGGAGGGGCUGAGCCCCCAGCAGCACCCGGGGCCCCUGGGAGCAGAGACCCUAGUCUGCACUGCUCAGGGUGCCUCUCUGCCUACCCAGAGGCAGGACGGUGACACUUGGGAGACAGCCGGGGUGCCGCAUGGGAAUGCUAAGAAGGUGGCUGAUCACUUGGCAACCUCCAGCUCCUCUUUGGUUGCUCCUGCUGCUGCCGGAAGACAGGCAGGGCCUGGGGACAAAGAGCCCACACUGUCCUGUGCCAUGGGGGCCCCUGGGCAGCACUGCCAGCUGGUCACCCAGUCUCAGGCUCCCACUGCCCUCAUGGUAGAGGCAGAUGGCACCUUUGCCCCCAAGUACCUCCUCAGGUUACCUCAGGGAGACACCCCUUCUUCGCUGCCCACCCUCCUGGUGUCCACCCAAGGCCAAUGCUCUGUCUCCACAGCGGGACCUCCCAAGGGAUCAGGGAUGCCCUGUUCUCCUGGGCCAGCCUCAGGCCCAGGCCCAGGGGAGGCAGAUGGCAGCCUGGAGAAAUCCAGCUGCUCCAGGCCAAGGGAUGGCAAGAAAGAGACGCAAGUGGGAAGGGAAAAUCGAGAGGAGCCUGACACCCAUGUCCUGGCAUCUGGGGAGUCUCCUGGCCCAGCCACGGGGCCCCCACAGGAGACAACCUCUCUCCCACCUGUCUCCACGUGUGACGCCCUGGGAGUGCAGGACAAGGGGGGUGAGACCUGUGCCAUCUGCCAACCCCGCACAGGCAGCGCGUCGGCAGGGGCUGCGACUUCUGGAGGUGAGGUGAAGCCCCAGGCGCCAGGCUGGGAGCUGUGGGGGUCUCCUGAGGAUGCCCCCAAAGACCCUCCUUCGAAGCUCAAUCCCUGCUGCUCUGUCCAGUCUGGCUCCUUCCUCACGGCUCUCACAAGGCCCCAGGCCCUGCCCCUGGGCCACCCAGAACUGCUGCUGUCACCCGACUUAGGGACCCCCAGGAGCUGUGGGACCCAGAGUCCCUUCCCCUCACUGAGGGCUGAGCCCCAGCUCACAUGGUGUUGCCUGAGACGCAGCCUGCCCCUGCCCCGGGAGCAGAAGGAGAAGGCUGCUUCCGUGUACUGGGCUCUGCACUUCCCUGGUGGCAGGCUCCCUCAUGGGUGUCCUGAGGUCCGGCCCAUGGACGACGGAGGAUGUACCAGUGGGGGCUCCAGAGAAGGAGGCCCAGCACCGACACCCAAGCUCUCCUGCCUCAUAGUCUCAGGGAUGAGGGCCCAGGACCGGACGUUGGACCCAGAAUGGAAGAAAGGCCUGUUUCGAAGGAGGGCGAAGACGACUUGUGGGAACAGCAAGCAGAAAAAACUGAGAAUCAAUCCCAAAAGGUGUGAAGGGAAUUUCUGGCAGAGCCGGGCUCAGCUGCGAGCCAGCAGAUUGCGCAAGCCAACCUGGGGACCGAGAAGAAGCUGCCCCCCACCUCCACUCGGGCGGGCUCCACGGGGAGUGUCAGGUGUACAUGAACAUGUCUCCCCUUCUUCAGGUCUGAAUCUCCAAGGAGCACCUUCUUGUGUCACCUCGCAAUUGUCUCUUGGUCUGGGGGAUGAAGAGAAGAAGGAAGAGGCCUGCAGACAAACCUCAGAAACUGUCUCUCCUGUGACAAGUUCAGGGACCAUCAGGGACACAGAUACAUCUACCAGAGAGGCUAUUUCUCCACCUGCUGGUGAGCCUGGUGACUGUUCUCCUCAGGAGGACACUGAUGUGCUACCAGGAUUAUCUCUGCAAUCAGACACCUGCUUGGCAGUGGCUGAGGAUAACUCUUUGCCCACUGGGAAAGGUCUUGAUGUUGGAUUGCUGGAAACUCACCUGCUGCCCUCCCAGGAUCAAGACUCGAUAGAUCCCAAAUCACGCAUUUUCUCAGAUGCUCAAGAGCCUUCUUCUUCUGGACCCAAAGAAACUUCCCCCUGCCACGACGCUACCUCUGUAGCCGCCAUUUGUAUUUCGCUAGGAGUAAGAGCUGGUCACACAAGGCUGGGAGUUCACAGCUCAGAGGCACGUGAACACAACUGGGCUGCAGGGGGGACUCCAGCACAGAGCUUCCCACAUGGAAGAGCCACGGCAGAGGGCACUUCACAGACACUCUUGCCGGGGAAACCUUCAUCUGGACAAGCAAUUUCAGGUUUGGGUCCACUGGACUCAACUGGGAAAACUCAUCUUGAAAUACCAACUUUAGGACCAAGUUCAACAAGUUCAUACCAAGAAGAAGGGAAGCAGCUGGCAGUUUUUCCUUCCAGGGCCCAGUACGGGAGUGGAGAAAUGGCCGCCCCCUCCCCUCCUGCAGGAAGUCACGGUGGGAAAAGUCAAGCAUCCGGAUCAAUCAUUCUGAAGGCUUGCGUGGCCCCUUCUAAACCAGGGCGGCCUCCAGAAGUCCCUGAAGCCCCGUCUAAAUCCAUCAGGAAGAGGAGUUUGGAAGGGAUGAGAAAGCAGACUCGGGUGGAGCUGAGUGACACCAGCAGCGAUGAUGAAGACCGACUGGUCAUAGAAAUAUGACACUUCUGGCGAAAGAUGACAUCUAUGAUCACGGACUGUUGAUGCUUCGCAAGUAAGUGUCACCAGCUGAUAGACUCCCUGAACUCUAUUUAUGAAACACCCGUGGAUCAGGAAAGCCAUUUUGUGUUCCUUGGAAGCCAAAUCCAACCAACUCCAAACCUCCAAUUCGGCCACACCCUUUCCUGGCUCCUCUGGGCCUGGUUGCUUUCACCUGAUGCACGUGGGACAAAGGUGGCCCAUGAAGCACAUUUGAAGACAUGUACACUGAACACAGUGACUGGGCCUUGACUUGCAGCCCCGUGCUCAGCAUCAGCCCCCCGGAUGACCUCACUCAGGUAGCAUGGCAUUAGCAGAGAGAGCCACAGCGACAUGUUUGCUGACAAGCAGACUCCGCUGAGCAGCGCAACGGACUUCUCCAUGAGUGGGCUGAGGGUUUGCUUCCAAGUGGGAAGCAUGCUUGGGAUUAUUGGGGUAGUUUGAAAGAAAGAUGGGGUGUGUGAAUUGAGCCUGAAGAUAUUUCUGUUCAUUCUGGAGACAAAAUUCAGAAUCAUUAAAAAACUGGUUUGGUUGGAGUAA